Molecule: messenger RNA, 1140 nt
Organism: Lates calcarifer (barramundi perch)
Lineage: Eukaryota; Metazoa; Chordata; Actinopteri; Centropomidae
Gene: alkal1
Product: ALK and LTK ligand 1
Exons: 6
Coding region: 115-588 (157 amino acids)
Biological process (GO): positive regulation of ERK5 cascade; positive regulation of ERK1 and ERK2 cascade
Molecular function (GO): receptor signaling protein tyrosine kinase activator activity; receptor tyrosine kinase binding
Source: RefSeq, a predicted model, not a curated record
GUAACUGAGGAGUCAGUGCCAGGAUUGAUUCAGUAGCAGCAUCACGUGUCAUUAUUGUUGCCAUAUUGUUAGUCACUGCUGCCACCCUGCUGCCUUAAAUGAGACAGUGAAGUCAUGCAGGUGGAGAGGAAAUGGCACAUACUGUUGACUAUCUUCUUUCUGCUCAUCACCUCGGGCCAGUGCAUGGACAGCAAGGAGGUCAAGCAGAAAGAAAGAAGGACCCUGUUGGAUCUAAUCUUACAGGUUAUAAGAGACAGCCAGCAACGGGACAAACCCGUCUCCAGGCGCUGUAACAGUGGACUCUUCACUUCAGCACAAGACAUGAAGUUCUCCUCCCGUGAAAAGCCUUUCUAUGUUCCAAGGCUGGAUAACAGUAGACUCAUAGAAAUUGUUCCUAGAGAUGUAAACAUGAAAGGCAAAUUCAUUCAGCAUUUCACAGCAGGACCAGUCAAGUUCUCGUCGGAGUGCAGAACACACUUUCAUAGACUUUAUCACAACACAAGGGAUUGCUCAACACCACAAUAUUACAAAAGAUGUGCAAGAUUGCUAACACGAUUAGCAAUGAGUCCACUCUGCAUGCAGUCGUAGAUAUUGCAUAUUCCAAAAUAAUGGAAGAGGGAUCAAUGUGUUGCCAAGGAAGUGCCUUCAAAUCCACAGCAAUCAUAUGAACAUUGUUGUGUUUAUAGUGUUUCUGUUUUUGUUGUUCUUCUUGUCAUUACUGAAAAUGCUGAUGGACAUUGCUGGUUGUUCUUGAAUGGAUUUGCUUUUUAUUUUAAUGUACCUGUAUGUACCAUAUAUUUGUAAGGAAACAUUAAUUUAAUAUUAAAUACACCUAUUUAUUGAAAUGGUAUGUAUAUAAUUUCACAAUCAUUACAAAUCUGAUUAUUUUGGUUAUAAAAGUUCUAUCUUAAGGAGAGAAAGCUUUUCUUUUAUUUUUCUCUCUCUAUAUGAAUUCUUCUUCCGCUAUUAUGCUGAUAUUAUAUUCUGAAACUGGUCUGAAAGAUUUUUCAUGCUUCCCUCAUUGUCUUCAUUACAUUUUAUUUGGCACUUGAGUGAUUGCUGACAAUGUGAGAACAUAUGGAAUGACAACAGUGGUGAUAAUGCACUGCAGUAUUGAACAAUAAAGAAUAUUGAAGCACA